AUGGCAGACGGGGAGAUGUUGAGGUCGGGGGAGCCGCCCAGCAGGUCCUCUGUGAGGCUGGUCAUGCACAGCCUGGUCAUGUUCGGCAGGGAGUUCUGCUACGCUGUGGAAGCGGCUUUCGUGACCCCAGUGCUGUUGAGCAUCGGGCUUCCCCGCAGCCUGUACAGCCUGGUGUGGCUCAUCAGCCCAGCCGUGGGCUUCAUCCUACAGCCCAUCAUCGGCUCAGCCAGCGACCACUGCAGGUCUCCCUGGGGCCGCAGGAGACCCUACAUCCUAACCCUGGGGCUCCUGAUGAUAUUGGGCAUGACUCUGUUUCUCAACGCAGACGUGUUGGUUUCGGCUCUGAUCAGCAGCAAGAAGCAAAGGUACAUUUGGAGAAUCUUGGCUGCUAUGUUCGGAGUGGUCCUGUUCGACUUCUCAGCUGAUUUCAUAGAUGGCCCCGUCAAGGCUUAUUUGUUCGAUAUCUGCUCCCAUCGGGAUAAGGAGCGAGGGCUGCACUUUCAUGCUCUGUUCACUGGUCUGGGAGGAGCACUUGGCUACCUCAUUGGUGCCAUAGAGUGGAACCACACAAUCCUGGGAAGGAUUUUUGGCUCUGAGUUUCAAGUCAUAUACUUUUUUGGGACAACCAUCUUCACUCUGUUUCUAAUCGUGCACCUGUGUAGCAUUCCAGAGGCUCCGUUUCGCCAAAGCACGGAACUGGACAGGUUUCUGUUGAAGGAUAAGGACGCUUCUGUCUACGGAACCAUCGAGAGCCCGGGCGAUGGUCAACAUGAGUCAGAUUUGUACAAGCCAAAUGCUCCACUAUUGAAAAGGGAAUUUGAAGCCAAAAACUAUAUCAAAGCACCAGAAGGAGAGGUGCAGCCACGUAUGACGCUGAAAUCCCUGAUUAAGGCUCUGCUCAGCAUGCCUGCUCAUUACCGUUACUUGUGUGUCAGCCACCUUAUAGGAUGGACAGCUUUCCUCUCAAUCAUGCUCUUUUUUACAGACUUCAUGGGGCAGAUAGUUUAUCGUGGUAAUCCCUACGCAGAGCACAAUUCCACGGCGUACAUUAUCUAUGAACAAGGUGUGGAAGUAGGAUGUUGGGGCCUUUGCAUCAAUGCUGUUUCAUCUGCGUUGUAUUCAUAUUUACAAAAGGGCCUUUUACCACUCAUAGGGCUGAAGGGAUUAUAUUUUGUAGGGUAUUUUCUAUUUGGUCUCGGAACUGGGCUAAUCGCCAUUUUCCCUGUUGUCAACUCCACGCUGGUCCUGUGUGCAGCCUUUGGGGUGAUGUCCAGUACCCUUUACACAGUCCCCUUUAACCUGAUCUCCGAGUACCACAGAGAGGAAGAGAUGCACCACAGGGGCAAUGGGGGACUCCCAUAUGACAGCCGGGGUAAAGGCAUCGACUGCGCCGCACUGACCUCCAUGGUGCAGCUGGCACAAAUCCUGGUGGGAGCCGGGGUAGGUGCCUUGGUCAACAUGGCAGGCAGCGUGAUUGUUGUGGUGAUCUCGGCGUCCGCCAUGUCUCUGGUCGGCUGUUGCUUCGUCACAUUUUUCAUCAGAUAUGUCGAGUGAAGGUCAAGAGCGAGAAAUAAAAUGGGGUGAAGACCACAGUCCGUUGAUUCUGCACGCUUUCCUUCUGCACUUCCCCAUAGUAACAUCACGGCAUCUACACUGUACUUUGUAUGGAAGCCGAAGGGAAAUGCAAGAACAACAAGUAAGAACAACAGCAACAACUUGCACUUAUAUAGCGCCCUCCACGCAGGGUAACAUCUCAGAGCGCUUAGUAAAAUCUUAUUUAACAUGUUACAGUGAGAAAUUCCACCCAUUUUCUUAGCAUUCAGAGUUUGAACUUUGAAGCCGGCUUUUUGAAAGAAACUUAUCAAUAACUCACCUCAAAAAACAAAGUUGGAUUUGGAUUUUGAAAUGGAAAGCCAUGAGUUUUUUUUA
Callorhinchus milii (elephant shark) is the source of this 1929-nucleotide messenger RNA. RefSeq names its product solute carrier family 45 member 2 (gene slc45a2). Gene Ontology annotation, cellular component: membrane. Gene Ontology annotation, molecular function: sucrose:proton symporter activity. Bases 1 to 1554 code for a protein of 517 amino acids. The record is from RefSeq and is a predicted model, not a curated record. The transcript has 7 exons. Lineage: Eukaryota; Metazoa; Chordata; Chondrichthyes; Chimaeriformes; Callorhinchidae.